AUGUCCAGCAGCGGCGAACUGGAGCCGCUUCUGUCGGAUGCGUUGCGGGUUCGAGGCACCUUGUCGUCUCAGUGGCGAACUGACGAUCCACAAGACUGCAGUGCCAAGCCGCCCAUGGUCCCAGGCUCCGGUAGUCCACCCAAGCACGUUCCAAUCCAUCCUCAAGCUUCGUCCUCGUACUCGACGCUCGGUCUCACAACCCUUGGCGCGCGACACCAGCUCGUGCAAGCCGUUGAGCAGCAGUUGGAACAACAGCGCAAGAGCGGCCAUCGAGGCCUCUGGUUUGGCUUUGUCGACACGCCCAUGUGGCUCCUCUUCCUGUCGGCGUUCAUUCGCCUGGCCGAGUUUGCCUGGCGCGAGCACCGCAUCGGGUCGACGCACGAACAGUCCCAUUUUGGAGACCUGGUCGAAAGCCUGUUUCUGUUCCUCGCCGCUGUGUUCAACGGCAUCCUGAACAUGCUCUUGUAUCGCCGUGAAUCCCGCGAGGUCGCCGAGCGCGUCCAUUACGCCGUCAAAGUGCUCUGCAAAACCACGCCACCGCCCGCCGCCGCCAAUUCUCCCCCUCUCAAACGCGACAGCAUCCUCGCUCCAUCGUCCUGCUGUGUGGCGUGCUACCGCGACCACAAGUGGCAGUCCAUUCCCAUGAACUUACUCGUCCACGGCGACGUGGUCGCGCUUAUGAGCGGCGACGUUUCGCCCGGCCGCGUCCGGCUGCUGCCGCUCGUCCCCCCCUCUCCUCCUGCCCCCGAUCGCCCCUCGCCGCCGUCGUCCGUCACGUACGCCCGAGGCGACAAGAUCCCCACGACCCACGCCCUUCCCCACGACAUGCCUCGCACUAACGCUACGUUUCAGCCCCAAACCAUUCUCAACCUGUGCGGAGACAUGCACGUGUACUUGAUGGAGGAAACCCCCGUGCUGCAGGAUGUGGCCAACUCGAUGGCCAACGUCGAACGCCCCCGCACCGCCGUCCAGACGCUCCAAAUCGGCGGCAAAUCGCUGGCGUCCAUGCUGUGUCUGAUCAUGACUGUCGUGAUCCUCGUCAGCAUUGGCGUCCGCGCGGCCUUGUUGCCCGAGCCUGUGCAUCAUGUGGUCAACCACGUUUGUUUGGCCCUUGUGGACGUGAUUCUGUGCUUUGUGUCACUGCAUACACCGUUUGUGUGGUGCAUGGGCGAAGUGGCGGCGACGUCGCACUUGCUCACGGCGUUUGAAGCGAUUCUCGAGAGCGAAGCCACAACCACCAGUGCGACCAGUGCGACAGCGGACGACAUGGACGUGUACGACGUUGAAGAGCGCGAGCAGUCGCGGCUGCGCAAGACCAAGCGGUCAUUUGCCGUCGAGCGAUCGUGGUACUACUUUUGGAUGACAUUGCAGUUUCGCUUUAUGGAUUGUGCGGAUGCCCAUCGAACGAGAUACCACAACGGCAAGAAAAACAAGCUCAUGAUUCCAUACUCGGGAGUCCGAUUGCUUGAGCGGUUGGGUAGUACAACGAUGCUUUGCUGUUUUGACGACGACGUGCUAUGUGAAGAAGUGCCGUGUGCCGAAGAAAUAUUUCUUCUUAACGAAGACACCAACACGAUCUUGGACUUGCACCCAGAACCCCUCUGCACCACUGGCGAGAAAUUUGAAGACCCAAAGUGGCGAGUGCACCUCCCUAGCUUGAAACCACUGGGGUUAGCUAUCCUCCUCAACGAUUGCGAAGACCCCAAGACAGAGUACAUUGACACGCUGCGGUACUUGAGUAACGACGCGGCUGCGGGGGGGUUCUACGACUCGUAUAGCACCACGUCGCCGCAGCACGAACUGCUCCACUGCGUCCAGCAACUGUCUGGUUAUGUGCGUCUGUUGCCUUAUCCUCGCCAUCUGUUGAAUUUGGCCAAGGCGAUUGGGUUCCGUGUGGACGAUCUGGCCAACUUUCACCGCCGCCAGAGCAUCCAUGUGAUCGCGCCUCGGUUAGCAUACCAAGAGCAUACGAGUGAUCACCACGACCAAGGCCAAGAAGACACGCGAUUUCGUGGCCAUUUGAAAACUCACUUGUAUUCAACGGUUGUGCUGGACAAGCGGUCGCAAGGCCAUCAGUUGCUCAGCCGAGGCCACCCGUCGUUGGCCGUGUCCCAGUGCAGCGAGUACUGGGAUGGCAAGUCCAUUUGCCCUCUGACCAAGGACAAGAGGCGGCUCAUUCUCGACAUGUACCACCAGUGGCGCGUCGAAGACUUAGACUGCGUCGCCCUCACGUACGCCCCCGUAGCUCAAAAGUGCAACGCACUGUUUGGGCCCCAGGACACUGCGUUUACAAAGCUGCCGCCGCUGUUUCUCGUCGAAGAGAGCUCGCCAACGGACGACGACGACGACCACCCGCAACACCGUGGGACCCCCGUCGUGUCGCCGGGCGUCGUGGGGUCGCCCCCAAGCUCGACCGAGGCGCUCAAACCGUCGGCUGCGAUGUCUCCAACAAACUCAGCCAAAGUGCAAACGUCAUCGGCGGCGACAGGCGUUGAAAGACAUACAGACUCGUUGUGGAAGCUGCAAGAAGAUCAGAUCUUUCUGGGGAUGGUGGCGUCGGGCAUCCAGCCCCGCAAGGGUAUGGUCGGGCUCAUCGAAGACGUGACGGCGAGCGGCAUCCGCUUCGUGUACUUUUCCCCACGCAACAUGCGCCGCUCCAAGCUCUUGGCCGAGAAGAUGGGUAUUGAAACCGACUGGAACUGCGCCAUCAGUCUGCGCGACUCGGACGGCCCCGAUCCCCAUCGCAUGACAUCCAACUACUCGGAUUGGGACGUCAAAGCGCGGUUGCCCCAUGGUAUGCUUCCAAUCAAAACCCAUUUCUCAAUGAAAUUCAACAACCAAUCAGAUCGAUUGUGGAUCGGUUAUUUGGUCGGCGCGAUUCGAUCCCCAAAUUUGUAUAUCAAAUCGACUAACUAUACUACUACCAAACUAUCUAUAGUCGUUCUUUUACGCAAAAUAUGGUUGAUUUUUUGCCAAAUCGAUCACUCUUUGUGUGGCUUUUAUAUGUACAGAUCGUCCAGUGGGUCCCAAUUGCCCGUGUUCUCGGAAGUGGACAUGGAGCUAAGCCAAAUGCUCAACACGCUUGCGUGCGCGUUCACAGUGCGCAACUUUACCCACACCCGCGUAUCGCCUAUGGUUGUCGUGGAUUUAAUUCGUCUGGGGCGCCAUAUGCUCACCAACUUUAUUCAGCUCGUGCACUAUAUCUUUGUCAUGCAGUUGUACGUGGCGACGGUCGUGUGUCUAUCGUAUGUGCUGCCGUUCCCAGAGGUGGCGUCGCUGGGGUGCAUGUCCAUCCUGUGGCUGCUGUGGAUCGUCGUGCCGGCGCUGAGCUUGUCGCUGCUGUCGUCGCCGCCGGACCGACACAUCAUGACGCGGACGCCGCGGAAGAACGAAGCGUCCGCGUGGACUGACGAUGCUACCCGGCUGUGCAUGUACUUCCUUGUGCGAUACGUCCCAUCGGCCAUCUUUGUGAACAUUGUUUUCCAAGUGAUUUUCGGCCUGUCGCUGCAGUUUGCCGCCGAAGCCGCGUCGCUGAACCCUUCGCAUGAAUCAUGGUGGUAUUUUGCCAAUAAAGGUCCUCUGCUGUUUGUGCAUCCGCGGCCGCCAGUGAUCAUGGCCGCGCUGGACCGAGCCGAAGCAUUCCUUCUCCUGGCCAUGGGCUGGUUUUGCAUAUUUAGCAGCAUUAGCCACUGCUACCGGUCGUACAGCAUCUUUUCCGAGUCGCCAUUUCGCAAUCAUCCGUGGAUGUUAACGUGUGUCGUGUGCGUGGUGCUGCAGAUUGGCGUGAGCGUGUGGCGCGCCGGGGGGCUCGUGGGCGGGGACGGACUCGCCCUCGAUGCGUUUGUGAGGUUUAUUCCGGGGUACGUUUGGCUGGCGCUGGGUGUGUGGCCAAUUCUGGUGGUGCUGGUGGACGAACUUGCCAAGCAACACGACCACCGGCUGCUCAUUCGGUACUACAAGUUCCUCCGCAUGCAAUUUGACACGCGACUGGGCAUGUGGAGUCCCAAGUAG
Messenger RNA from Aphanomyces astaci, 4011 nucleotides. RefSeq lists its product as hypothetical. NCBI's taxonomy places the organism in Eukaryota, Oomycota, Saprolegniomycetes, Saprolegniales, Verrucalvaceae. The record is from RefSeq and is a predicted model, not a curated record. The coding region runs from base 1 to 4011 and encodes 1336 amino acids. The transcript has 12 exons.